AUUUGUUCUUCUAACACUUUUUGCUACAGUAAAGAAAGAUUCAAUGUCAAUAUCAACAAAUAAGUGUGAUCCUGCUAAGACUCAUGAAACUCUUUUCAUUUGUACUACUUACUUGAAUGCCUCGAUUCUCUGCCAAAGAGAACAUAGCAAAAGCAAUCGCUGCAGAUGUAGUGUCGUGACCCUGUAAUAAAAGAUAUUUCAAAAUUGUGAAAAUUGACAAAUUUAAAAACUUGGUGAAAUACUUGUGUAAAUUAAAACUUGCGAAAAUGGUAAAAACUGAAAUUAUUGAAAAUUAUAACAUUUGUGAUUGUGAAUAUUGCGAAAUUGUGAUAAUUACGAAAAUCGUGAAUAUCGCGAAUAUAGUGAAUGUUGUGAAUAUUGUGAAUAUUACGAAUAUUGUUAAAACGGUGAGAAUUCGUUGGAAACGAUUUUUACAAUGUGUGAUUUCCGUGGAAAUACGAAGAUGAUGAUGUAAGUCGUAUAAAGCGCUACGCAUCAGAUGAAGUUGACCUUCGACCAGGAAGAUCUUCGGCCUUAACUGAUGACACUCACAUUUUGAAUGUGUGUGCAAAUCGUCGACUGACUGUCAGAGUACUUGCAGAAGAGGUCAGGAUCUCAAUAAAAUAGUGCCAUAAGUUUAUCGUUUGAUGACCGAACUGCUGACACAAAAUCUAGUAAAAGUUUGUCGGGAAUUCCUUCACCGAGCCAACGAUGAAGACACACCCUCAGUGC
This is a messenger RNA of Acanthoscelides obtectus, 732 nucleotides long. The record is from the annotation of a GenBank genome assembly. NCBI's taxonomy places the organism in Eukaryota, Metazoa, Arthropoda, Insecta, Coleoptera, Chrysomelidae.